AAUGGAUGAUAAAAAUGUCUCAGCUAGCAGGCAGGUGAUUACAUCAUUAGCUGCUGGCGCAUUUGCAGGUGCUGUUGCUAAGACUACAAUAGCACCUCUAGACAGAUGUAAAAUUAACUUUCAGGUUCGACAAUGGCGUUACACAUUCACUGGAGCUUUCAAAUUUUUAGUUCAGACUUAUAAAAAGGAGGGCUUUACUAGUUUAUGGCGAGGAAAUACUGCAACUUUGGCUAGAAUUAUCCCUUCUGCAGCAAUACAAUAUGCUUCUCACGAGCAAUGGAGGAACCUGCUUGUACUUUUCACUGGCUCAAAUUCAAUUCGAGAGCUACCUUCCCACUGGAGAUUUGUCGCUGGAUCACUAGCUGGAGUAACAGCUUCCACAUGUACUUAUCCAUUAGAUCUGGCUAGAGCAAGAAUGGCUGUCACACCUAAAGACCGCUAUGCCAAUAUUUUUCAAGUUUUUAUGAAUAUCCUUAGAGAAGAAGGCGUGUCGAGUCUUUAUAGAGGCUAUAGUGCCUCCGUAUUAGGUGUCAUACCUUAUGCAGGGGUUUCAUUUGGUACAUAUGAGUCUUUGAAAUGGUUUCAUCAGGAUCCGUUAACUCCCUUACAUCGAUUGGGUUUUGGAGCACUUGCGGGGCUUUUGGGUCAAACUUCAUCAUAUCCCUUAGAUAUUGCCAGAAGGCGAAUGCAGACUUCUGAGGCUCUGGGUGGAAAUCAGCAUUAUAAAACAAUUUUGACAACAUUUGUUUACGUCUAUCGAACUGAAGGUUUAAGAAGAGGACUUUACAAGGGUCUUAGUAUGAAUUGGAUAAAAGGUCCAAUAGGGGUUGGCAUUAGUUUCACAAUCUUCGAUACCGUUCAGUAUAUUUUGAGAUGGGCAUGGCCAUUGGAAUAA
This is a messenger RNA of Dimorphilus gyrociliatus, 895 nucleotides long. The record is from the annotation of a GenBank genome assembly. NCBI's taxonomy places the organism in Eukaryota, Metazoa, Annelida, Polychaeta, Dinophilidae.